AUGGAUGAUAAAGAUCCUGAACGUGUUGGAUCAAAAGUAAACCCUCUUCUUGAGCAUGGAAACAUGACAAGUUGGAUCUUCAAGACUAAGGGUGCCCCUGCUGGUUCUUUUACUUCAUUGAAUGAAUCAAACUUAGACAGGACCCUGGUUAAAGGCUUCGGGAUCAUUGGCGUUAUCGCUGACAGAGAGAUUAGAUCGUCCAGGACUCUGAAAGAGAUUUCAACAGUUGCUAAUGGAGCCUCAAAGAAAGAAAUCAAUAGGGCAAUUGAAGUAAUAAAGAAACGACUAGAGGUUGAUAUGGGGACUGUGCAGCCAGGAGAACUUGUCAGGCGCUUCUGUUCCACACUUGGCAUGAACAAUCAAGCCAUCAAGGCUGUUCAAGAAGCUAUUAUUAUGGUAGUACUAGAUUUGGAUAUAAGGAGGAAUCAGGAAAGUGAAAUUGGUUUUGGCGGCCAUUAUUUACAUGAUAAAUCGGAAAUUGCGGUUGCAGUUGAGGUUGCAGAAGGUACAAUUAAGAAAUUCUAUAAAGCUCUUGCUCCUUAUGCUUUAAGGCUAGUGCCCCAAUGGAAUGAUGAGAAAGUCAAGAAAAAUUAA
Molecule: messenger RNA, 594 nt
Organism: Durio zibethinus
Lineage: Eukaryota; Viridiplantae; Streptophyta; Magnoliopsida; Malvales; Malvaceae
Product: transcription initiation factor IIB-like
Biological process (GO): transcription preinitiation complex assembly; DNA-templated transcription initiation
Cellular component (GO): nucleus; transcription preinitiation complex
Molecular function (GO): TBP-class protein binding
Source: RefSeq, a predicted model, not a curated record